Penaeus monodon (black tiger shrimp) is the source of this 424-nucleotide messenger RNA. Its product is annotated as larval cuticle protein A3A-like. Gene Ontology annotation, cellular component: extracellular matrix. Lineage: Eukaryota; Metazoa; Arthropoda; Malacostraca; Decapoda; Penaeidae. The coding region runs from base 32 to 379 and encodes 115 amino acids. The record is from RefSeq and is a predicted model, not a curated record. The transcript is spliced from 4 exons.
GGAUCCUACAAACACCUUCCCAAAAACUAAAAUGCUACUCAAGAUUGCGGUUAUGUUGGCGGUGGUGUGUGCGGCGACGGCGUAUCCGGACGUCUAUGAACCAGUUUACUAUCCGGAGCCGCUGCCGUACUACUUCAACUACGACGUCCACGACGACUACAAGGGAACGCACUUCGACAGGAACGAGAAAUCCGACGGCAAGGCUCUGCACGGCUCCUACACCGUCGCCCUUCCAGAUGGCCGCAAACAACACGUUGAGUACAAGGCCGACCACUACAAGGGCUUCGUGGCCAAGGUCAGCUACUACGGCAAGGCCAAGCACCCCAAGUACUAUGGCCCUGCCAUCACCUUCAAACACAAAGGAGAUAGCUACCACUGAAUUCAGUCUUGAUGUUUAUAUCUAGUCGUAAUGAAUGUAAUUUCU